AAAAAAUGCCGUGGUCUCUAACAGUUCCGUCUCCGAUUUUAUGCAAAUCGGAUGGCUUAUCCUUCCCUUCAUCUCCUCGCAUCAACGGCUGUCAUUCGCCAUCGUCCCCUUCAUCUCUUCCGUUAUGCACUCCGACUUCACCUCUUCCACUUUCAUCCAUUUCCGUUACCACGCCGCUAUCUCCGUCAUCAUCCUCAUCCUUGAAAUCUCCCUUGUCCCUUUGCAUCCCGAAGCCGCCGCAGUUUUCUUUGGGCGCCGAUGCGGCGGUUCCUUCGCUUGCGAAGAGGAAGAAGCCACCCAUGAUAGAGAUACCGACGCCGGUGGCGGUUAAGAUGGGAUUUGCGGCGGUGACGCCCAGAGGAGAGGAGGAGGUUCAGGUGGAUGGAGAAGGCUAUUCUGUUUAUUGUAAGAGAGGGAGAAGAGGUAAAAUGGAAGACCGUUACUCUGUCUCUGUUGAUCUUAACGGAGAUUCUAAACGGGCUUUGAUGUUUUUGCAGGCUUUCUUUGGAGUUUUUGAUGGACAUGGUGGUUCAAAGGCAGCUGAAUUCGUGGCGUGUAAUUUAGAUAAGGCGGCAAUGGCAGAGGUAUCAAAAAGAUGUGGAGAUGCAAUUGAAGAGGCCCUUAGAGAGGCAUACUUAACCACGGACAUGGAUUUUCUCAAGGAAGAUGUGGGUGGUGGCACCUGUUGUGUUACUGCAAUGAUUCAUAAAGGCGAUCUUGCUGUAUCAAAUGCUGGUGAUUGCCGUGCUGUUUUGAGCCGAAACGGUGUCGCAGAAGCCUUGACUUCUGAUCACCAUGUUUCAAGGCAAGAUGAGAGAGAGAGAAUUGAAGCUUUGGGUGGUUAUGUUGAUUUUUGCCAUGGGGUUUGGAGGAUUCAAGGUUCUCUUGCUGUUUCCAGAGCGAUUGGAAAUAAACAUCUUAAAAAAUGGGUAAUUGCGGUACCAGAGACAAAGUUGUUAAAGAUUCAGCCGGAGUGCGAGUUCUUGAUCAUGGCCUCGGAUGGUCUUUGGAACAAGGUUACUAAUCAAGAGGCAGUUGAUUUAGUUCGACCUUUCUGCGUCGAUGUUGAUAAGCCUGAGCCAUUUUCCGCUUGCAAAAAGCUUGCUGAACUAUCGUCAUGGAGAGGCUCAUUUGAUGACAUUAGUGUGAUGAUAAUUCAACUUGAACGGUUUGUUUCUGGACCUGUUUAGGGAUUAUAAUUGUUUCGAUGCUAUUCGAGAAAGUUUUUGCUCCACUUGCAACUCUUCCUUUAUGAAUCAUAAAAACUUGCAGUUAUUAAAACUUGCAAGUUUUUGGUAUUCGACGGUGGACACUGAGUUUGCUUCAUCCAUUAUCCUUCUGGUCAUCUAACGUGGUAAUGCGCUGCAGCCUGCAGCUCAACGUUCCUUUGAUUGAUCAUUCCCUAUGCCGACAUGUUCGUUCAGGUUCUCAAGUUGCUUGUAUUUGAGUUCCAAUGGAUUCCCACCACCGUGAAAUCGGGGCGCCAAUGAAAUCACGACGGCAGUGUGCGAUUUUGCCUUUUCAGAAGAAA
Molecule: messenger RNA, 1531 nt
Organism: Hibiscus syriacus
Lineage: Eukaryota; Viridiplantae; Streptophyta; Magnoliopsida; Malvales; Malvaceae
Product: probable protein phosphatase 2C 30
Exons: 4
Coding region: 6-1190 (394 amino acids)
Biological process (GO): protein dephosphorylation
Molecular function (GO): protein serine/threonine phosphatase activity; cation binding
Source: RefSeq, a predicted model, not a curated record